AUGACGUAUUGUAUGAUCCCACAUAUCUGUAAUCCCGUCACCGGAGAAGUUGUUAAUCUUCCAAAAAACCUAUUGGUCGAGGAAGACUAUGAAAAGCCUCAUCGUUUUGGAGAUGAUUUUAUUAGUAGAUUUGGCUACAUUUUUUCAGCUGAUGAAUACAAGGUUGUUAGAAUAUACGCUAGAUGUGGUUAUCCGUCUAAGGACCGGUGCCUCAAAGUCCAAGUAUACACUCUCGGUAACAUUCUAGGGUGGAGAGACAAAGGAAGACCUAACAUCUAUAUAUCAAAAAAUUCAGAAGCCGAUGGCAGUAGAAAUGGUGUCUUUGCAAACGGAGCCCUUCAUUGGAUAGAGAAUGAGAAACAUAAAAUUGUGGCUUUUGAUUUGGCAGUUGAGAAAUUCAUAUUGAUUCCACUACCAUCAGAUUAUUCGCGCAUGGAUAUUGGUUAUUUAAAUUUUACUCUUAAGUUGUUGGGAGGUUACUUAUCUGUUUAUCAAUUAACUGGAGAACAAGGCAGAAUAUUCGUUGACAUAUGGUCAUUAAAGAAAAAGAAACAGUGUAAUUAA
This is a messenger RNA of Papaver somniferum (opium poppy), 564 nucleotides long. RefSeq lists its product as uncharacterized. The transcript has a single exon. Lineage: Eukaryota; Viridiplantae; Streptophyta; Magnoliopsida; Ranunculales; Papaveraceae. Bases 1 to 564 code for a protein of 187 amino acids. The record is from RefSeq and is a predicted model, not a curated record.